Molecule: messenger RNA, 743 nt
Organism: Plutella xylostella (diamondback moth)
Lineage: Eukaryota; Metazoa; Arthropoda; Insecta; Lepidoptera; Plutellidae
Product: ADP-ribosylation factor-like protein 3
Molecular function (GO): GTP binding; GTPase activity
Source: RefSeq, a predicted model, not a curated record
AUGGUAACGCUUCCCGUAAACACAAACGUUUUUAAUUUAAUUAAAAUAAAACUAAUAAAACUAUUUAAAAACGAAUAUAAGAAUACCGUAUUGAUCUAACUGUAAUGUGGUUGCUUUUGUGAAGGACUCAAUAAGAUAGCAAACGAGUUAAAAUGGGUCUUCUUAGCCUUUUGAAGAAGUUGAGGUCUAACCCUGACAAGGAGUUGCGACUUUUACUACUCGGUUUGGACAAUGCUGGUAAAACGACUCUGCUGAAGCAACUAGCUUCAGAAGACGUUACUCAGGUCACCCCCACGGCUGGAUUCAACAUAAAGUCAGUGCUUUCCAAUGGUUUCAAGCUAAACGUAUGGGAUAUUGGAGGCCAGAGGAAGAUUAGGCCAUAUUGGAGAAAUUAUUUCGAGAAUACUGAUAUUUUGAUCUAUGUGGUGGACUGUUCAGACACGGUGCGUCUGCAGGAGACGAGCGCGGAGCUGAUGGAGUUACUUCAGGAUGAGAAACUAAAGGCUGUGCCACUGCUCGUGUACGCUAACAAACAGGACUUGGCUACCGCGUUGCCGGCGAGCGAGGUGGCGAUGCAGAUGGGGCUGCACGUGAUCCGCGACCGCACCUGGCAGAUCCAGGCGUGCGUCGCCACCGACGGCACCGGACUCAAGGAAGGCAUGGAGUGGGUGUGCAAGAAUAUUCCCGCUAAGAAAUAGUUUAUAAACUAAAAAGAGAUAGAGUUGUGACUAGAGCUGUGAAGG